AUGACGUACAAAAAAAAAGAAGAUAAAUUAGAUAUAAAGAGGAUAAAAAGUCCUCAAGAUAAUGAUCCUCAUAAAGUAGGUCCUACUCGUGAAAAACCAAUAACUGAAGGUCAUACAGUUGAUAAGGCAAAAGAAAAUUUGGAAUCAUCUAAUAAAUCGGAUGAAAUAAAUAGUCCCGGAAAAAAAAUUAAAGAUAGAGUUACUCGUUUAAUUUCUCCGAAACCAUUAGAUGUUCAAGCCAAAGCUGCUGCCAGUGGACUUCAAAAUCAUCAACGUCAAUUAAAGGAUGAUGAUGAUGUAUCAAAUAAAAAAGAACAAAAGGCAUCCGAAAAUGUACAAUCGAAAACCCAAGAAAUACUGCAAACUGUUGGGGGUACUGUAAAUAAUUUGAAAGAAAUGGGUCAAAAUGUAGUAGAUAACGUUCGACAAAAAUCAAGUGAAACAAUAGAAACCAUUAAAAAUAUGCCUUCAAAUAUUGCGAAAAAUUUGAAAGAAACUGUCCAAUCAACACACGAGAAAGGGCAAGAAACAAUGGAAAAUAUUCGAGAGAAGGGAAAAGAAUAUACUCAAGCAGCACGUGAUAAAGGACAAGAAACGACGGAAAAUAUUCGAGAGAAGGGAAAAGAAUAUACUCAAGCAGCACGUGAUAAGGGGAAAGAAGCAAUUGAAAAUGUUCAAGAGAAAGGAAAAGAAUACACUCAAGCAGCUCGUGAUAAAGGGCAAGAAGCAAGUGAAAAUGUUCAAGAGAAAGGAAAAGAAUAUAUUCAAUCCGCACGUGAUAAAGGGCAAGAAGCGGUUGGAAAUGUUCAAGAGAAAGGAAAAGAAUAUCUCAAAUCAGCACAUGAGAAAACUCAAGAAACGAUUGGGAAUGUUUCAGAGACUCAAUCGGUACGCGAUAAAGGUCAUGGCAGCGGAAGCGGAAAAUAUCAGCAAAGUGUAAGGGAAGAUCCGAAUGCUAAAAUUGGAUUAAAUGAUCAAAUAGGAAAUUGGGAUACAACGGCUAAUAUGAGUGAUUCCAAGCAAGAGGCCAAUAACUUAGAGAAAUUACGAGCAUCAAUUUAUGAAAAUGAUUUAAGAAAAACGCGACAGUCUUCCAAUCAAUCGGAGCAAACGCAACAACAAUCUUCUGAUCAAUCACGACAAAUGCCAAAUCAAGAUUUAGCUAAUAUCAAACCUGAAGAACGAAAUCCUUCUAAUCCUAUUGAAGAAAUUAAACCCAUUGCUGGAAACAUUGCUGAUAAGGUUAAAGAUACCGUGGAUAACGUGAAAGGAAAAUCGUGUAACAGAUAUAAAAUAAAAUUGUAA
This is a messenger RNA of Diversispora eburnea, 1305 nucleotides long. The record is from the annotation of a GenBank genome assembly. NCBI's taxonomy places the organism in Eukaryota, Fungi, Glomeromycota, Glomeromycetes, Diversisporales, Diversisporaceae.